AUGAGAUCCCUGAAACACCUCAAACAUCACUCCAGGAGCAAUGUGGAGGAAGAGAGAAGCUGUUUUGUGCGAACCUUUCCAAAGAUGACUGAGACACAAGUGGAUGUGGGCACGCAAACGGAGCCCGUGGUGGUGCUAUCACUUGCUCAAGCUGCUGUUCUUGGGCUCAUCUCCCAGAAUGAAAUAUUUGGGGCCACCAUUGCCCCGAAUGGCUUUUACACAGGGGAGCCAAAAGAAGGCCCCCCUCCACCCCCUGAGUCAGUGGAGUAUGAAUAUGCCGACCAGCUGAUAGGUGCCAAUGGGGACUACCUGCCUGAGCCGUCUGGGGAGCACGAGCCCCAGCCGCACUGUAGCGAGAGAAGACGACCUGGCCCCCGUGGGAGAACCAAGAGGCCCAGGAGUGAUGGGGAGCUAGAAUCUCCGCAGCAGAAAGAAGUUGCUCCACAGGCUCAGGUUAAAGGCGAAAUACUUGAUUCUGACAUCCCUCCGCCCUGCAUUCAUAUGAACAACAGAGACAGUCCUGGCAAGUCGGAGGAUUCGGUAACCCAUCAUGCUUCCCCGAAAGAAGAACAGGCCUGUGGAAACUGUACAUCAUGUGUGAGAGACAAACCUGUGCCACAAACGGACGGACAAACCGAACAGGUGCAGGAAGAUGGUUCUGUUAGGGAGACAGAGAGGAAGGAAGAAGAGUUAAUGGUAGAAGAAGAAGAGGAGGAAGCACUGAACCUUAAGACAACUGGAGAAAAUAGCAGUCCUCUGGAGAAUCGUUAUUAUGAUUCCAACGAGGUGGCCUACGAAUCUUCUGAUAUGCCAAUGCAAGGAGAAUAUGAGGAGAACAGCCAGCCCCAGGCCAUGCUUUGGUCGGACCCAGAGGGGCUCGCCAGACGAAUGCAGAUUGACCGAUUGGACAUUAAUGUACAGAUUGAUGAGUCUUACUGUGUUGAUGUGGGAGAGGGUCUAAAACGCUGGAAAUGUCGUAUGUGUGAGAAGUCCUACACCUCUAAAUAUAAUCUUGUCACUCAUAUCCUGGGUCAUAAUGGAAUAAAGCCCCAUGAGUGUGUGCACUGUGGGAAGCUUUUCAAGCAGCCGAGCCACCUUCAGACUCACCUGCUCACCCAUCAGGGGACCCGACCCCAUAAGUGCACAGUGUGUGAAAAGGCCUUUACACAGACCAGUCACCUGAAGAGGCACAUGCUGCAGCACACAGAUGUUAAACCUUACAGCUGCCGCUUCUGCGGUCGGGGCUUUGCCUACCCCAGCGAGUUGAGGACCCACGAGAACAAACACGAAAACGGUCAGUGCCAUGUCUGCACCCAGUGUGGCCUUGAGUUUCCAACCUACGCCCACCUGAAGCGUCACCUAACCAGCCAUCAAGGUCCAACCACUUACCAGUGUACAGAGUGCAACAAAUCCUUUGCGUACCGGAGCCAGCUGCAGAACCAUUUAAUGAAGCAUCAAAACGUUCGUCCCUAUGUUUGUCCUGAGUGUGGGAUGGAGUUUGUCCAGAUCCACCACCUUCGACAGCAUGCCCUCACACACAAGGGUAUGAAAGAAUUCAAGUGUGAUGUGUGUGCCAGAGAGUUCACUCUGUCGGCCAACCUGAAGAGACACAUGCUGAUUCAUGCCAGCGUGAGACCCUUCCAGUGCCACAUCUGCUUCAAGACCUUCGUCCAGAAGCAGACCCUCAAAACGCACAUGAUUGUUCACCUCCCUGUCAAACCCUUCAAAUGCAAGGUGUGCGGAAAGUCGUUCAACAGAAUGUACAAUCUACUUGGCCACAUGCACCUCCAUGCUGGCAGCAAGCCCUUCAAGUGCCCUUACUGCACCAGCAAGUUCAACCUGAAGGGCAACCUGAGUCGACACAUGAAGGUUAAGCAUGGCAUUAUGGACACCACAAUUGAUGGACAUGAGCCACCCAAUGGGACGGAAGGCCAGGAGGAGUACGAAGAAGAGAGCUUUGAAUUCAGUGAGCGAGAAAACCGCGCCAACAACAACACACCAGACGUGGCCAAGCUAUCUCAAAUGGAGUACUACAGCAAUUAUGGGAAGAGUACGGGGCGCUUUAGUGCAGCAGGGAUAGUACCAAAUACACAAAACUGAACAUGUGUGUGAACUCAAUUAACAUAGAUUUGUUUUAUUGCAAUUAAAAGAAAAAAAAAAUGCUUAAGUUCAUCCAUAAAGGGAUAGCUUGUAUUUUUCAACUGAGGUUCUAUGAUAGUUUCGGCCAAUAGUUUCAUUGCCUGAAAUUCAAAGACAAUUUGAAGAAGAUCUAGAAAAAUUUGGGGAAUGUGAGACAAACACAAUGCUGUUUCUGAUUUUAGCUGCUUUUUAUCAACUCGUAAUACUUAUUUUGUUGGAUAAAGUCCAUAUUAAGAUUUGUCAAACAUCUACGCUUUGAUAAAGAAGCCCUCUCUAAGGCCUAAAAACGUAGCUCCUGUGCUUCGCAUCAAAGCGCAGCAAAUAUAUGCUAAUUUAUUUGGUCUCACUAGACAAAAAAAAUUUCAAUUCAAGUUAUUUUAAGGUGAUACAAUCAGCUAAAAGAAGGAGUCCCUCUGACCAGCCAAUAGUCUCAUCAUGCUGAGGAUUUCUUCACUCUUCUACAAAUUGAUUGCAGUAUAGCUAAGACUUUGUCUGCAGCAUGUAGUGUAACUAUUACAGAUACUAACUUAAGACCUAAUGUCAAAAAAUCCAAACAAUCCCUUUAAGAAUGUGGACGCCUAGCAAACUGCACAUUAAUAUGCACUGGAAUCACUGACAUUCUGAAAAUGUGAAAAAUUAAUCUCUAGAGGUUAUAUUUUAAAAAGAGCAGCAUAGAAUAGAGUUUUUAUUUAAGAAUCCUGCUAAUUUGCCAGUUGCUUAACAAGGUCAUCAUCUGAACCCUAAAAUAGCACACUUUGAACAAGAGGAGAUGCAUGUUAUAUUGCACUUACUCAGACAAUCCCAGUAUCUCUCAGUGUGCUGGGGUUUCACCGGUGUGAGCGGUGAAGGAAGGGAACAGGUGUUCUUUCACCUACCAAAGCUUAUCAAAAGGUUAAUGAUUCACCUCGAUUUAUACUGUGAAGAAUAAAAGCUCUGUUAAAAAAAAAAAAAGGAAUCCACUUUAGUUCUGUGCUUUACUGUAUAUUACUGUACAGCGUAUCAGUCCUGCUGUAUGUUGGCUGGUACUGGUGCUUGCACUAGAGGACCACUGUGUCUACUUUUUACUUUCUCAUCAAGCAUCCUCCCCUCCAUUGAUCUCUUAUCUAUGAAUGUAACUGUUUCUGUGGAAUGUUUUCAGGCAAAUUCAAACAGCCUUUUUUUUAAUGCUUUGACCCCUUUACCAAAGAAUUUGACGAACCUUGCAGCUAUGGGCAAGUUCCUUUUUUUACCUCGCAAUUCUGUCGAGCUGGGACAUUGAAUUUCCCCGACUUUAUGAAAUUACAUCCAGGUUUCCCCUCCUAUCCAAUUUUUUGAUCUCCGCAAAAGAUUACCAUGGAAAUAAAAGCUGUGGUGCAGAAUCUCUUUGAACAAACCCUACCUUCCUCCCGUAAAAUCAGAGAUUCUGCAAAGGCAACGCUGUAAAACACAUUUACAAAGCGGCUCCAUAUUUUUUUAUUUUUGGAUUUUUAAAUGGGUAACUCUUGAAUAGAAUUGUCCCCCUCAGAAAAAA
Messenger RNA from Cyprinodon variegatus (sheepshead minnow), 3649 nucleotides. It is a transcript of the gene znf710a, whose product is annotated as zinc finger protein 710. NCBI's taxonomy places the organism in Eukaryota, Metazoa, Chordata, Actinopteri, Cyprinodontiformes, Cyprinodontidae. The transcript has 5 exons. The coding region runs from base 1 to 2100 and encodes 699 amino acids. Gene Ontology annotation, molecular function: RNA polymerase II cis-regulatory region sequence-specific DNA binding; DNA-binding transcription factor activity. Gene Ontology annotation, biological process: regulation of transcription by RNA polymerase II. The record is from RefSeq and is a predicted model, not a curated record.